CACUUUCUUUCUUUCUUUGGGGACAAGGCUGACUGUCCCUUGGUGGAGAUUAAUAAUUGAUGAAUUCCUAGUUAGGAACAUUUAUAAAGGCAAGUGGUAGCCCUGCUCCUGCCCUUUGGGUGGUGACCAGCAGGUGACAGGAGGGGCUGCAGGACUCCCUGGAUGCAAAAUGAAGAGGGUUCUAGCUCUCCUGCUGGUCUUAGCCCUUGGGCAUGCUCUGGAGCGAGGCCGAGACUAUGAAAAGGAUAAAGUUUGCAAGGAACUCGCCAUGCUGGGGAAAGAGGACUUCAGAUCUUUAUCAUUAAUCCUGUACAGCAGGAAAUUUUCCAGUGGCACAUUUGAACAGGUCAGUCAGCUUGUGAAGGAAGUUGUCUCCUUGACUGAAGAAUGCUGUGCUGAAGGGGCUGAUCCUAACUGCUAUGACACCAAGACCUCAGAGCUAUCUGUUAAGUCCUGUGAAAGUGACGCCCCUUUUCCCGUGCACCCUGGAACUCCUGAGUGUUGCACCAAGGAGGGCCUUGAGCGGAAACUCUGCAUGGCUGCCCUCAGUCACCAGCCACAAGAAUUUCCAACCUACGUGGAACCAACAAAUGAUGAGAUCUGUGAGGCAUUCAGGAAAGAUCCAAAGGGAUUUGCUGAUCAGUUUUUAUAUGAAUAUUCCAGUAAUUAUGGACAAGCUCCUCUGCCACUUUUAGUUGGCUACACCAAGAGUUAUCUCUCUAUGGUCGGAUCCUGCUGUACUUCUAAAAACCCAACCAAAUGCUUUGUGAGGGAGCGACUGCAGCUUAAACAUUUAUCACUUCUCACCACCAUGUCGAACAGAGUUUGUUCACAAUAUGCUGCAUAUGGAAAGGAGAAAUCAAGGCUCAGCCAUCUCAUAAAACUGGCCCAAAAAGUGCCAACUGCAAACCUUGAGGACGUUAGACCACUAGCUGAAGACCUCACUGAAACGCUGUCCAGAUGUUGUGAGUCUACGUCAGAGGACUGCAUGGCCAAAGAGCUUCCUGAACACACAAUAAAAAUCUGCAAAAACUUAUCCAAAAAGAAUUCUAAGUUUGAAGAGUGCUGUCAAGAACAAACACCUAUGAACGUUUUUAUGUGCACCUACUUCAUGCCAGCUGCCGAACCACUUCAAUUGCCAGCCAUCAAGCUGCCCACAAACAAAGAACUGUGUGGUCAGGGUGCCACCCAAGCAAUGGACCAGUACACAUUUGAACUAAGCAGAAGGACUCAGGUUCCAGAAGUAUUCCUCAGCAAAGUGCUGGAGACCACGCUGAAGACCCUCAGGGAGUGCUGUGACAGCCUGGACUCCGCAGCCUGUUUCAGCACUCAGAGUCCCCUGCUGAAGAACCAACUAAAUUCCUUCAUUGAAAAGGGGCAGGAAAUGUGUGCAGAUUAUUCUGAGAACACAUUUACUGAGUACAAGAAAAAACUGGCAGAGCGACUGAGGACAAAAAUGCCCAAUGCCUCUCCAGCAGAGAUGAAAGACAUGGUGGACAAGCGCUCGGACUUCGCCUCCAAGUGCUGCUCCGUAAACUCACCCCCUCUGUACUGCAGCUCACAGAUCGACGCUGAAAUGAGAGACACCCUGCAGUCCUGAUACAGUGCGUAUGUGCUGUCUUGGACCUAGAAGUUGGACCGCUCUGAAAAAUUGCCACUGACAGCCAAAUCAGCCCAAGACCACAGGAGGGUCACCAAGAUGAUUACAUCUUCCCAAGCUACAAUGUUUGUGAUAAAUUAUUAAAAAUAAAUUGAAAUGCAGUGCAAACCCUCA
Molecule: messenger RNA, 1774 nt
Organism: Psammomys obesus (fat sand rat)
Lineage: Eukaryota; Metazoa; Chordata; Mammalia; Rodentia; Muridae
Gene: Gc
Product: GC vitamin D binding protein
Exons: 13
Coding region: 170-1600 (476 amino acids)
Biological process (GO): vitamin transport
Cellular component (GO): blood microparticle; cytoplasm
Molecular function (GO): vitamin D binding; vitamin transmembrane transporter activity
Source: RefSeq, a predicted model, not a curated record